CACACCCUGUCAGCCAUGCAGUCAUCUCAGUACUUCAUUCGGGCCCUCAAAACAAAUCCAGAUGACCCCUUAAAGAUACAGUUAGCGCGCCAAGCUUGGGAUGAUAGGUCUUUCUAUGCGCCACGAAAGGGAGAGGCGAUUGCAGACUGGAUUUUGACGCAAUUUAGCAAACGUUCUGUACAGCUGAAACGCUCUUUGAUAGUCAGUACUGGACUCUAUUGCACGAUGUUAUCUCUAGCAGCGAUUCAGGACAUUGGCUCCCUUCUCUACUGAACCGCGUCGCGUUUGCUCCUAUCGUCAUUUCCUACUUGAAGGACCUCCAGGAAAUCUCAACCACUUCCAUGUUUCGGAGAUGCAUAGAGAUUAUCUGGCCACUCUCUGCGCAAAAGAUAACCAUAGAGUAUCUCCUCGAGUGCUUCAGUUCACUGCUUCAGUUCUUGAGAGGCGGCGGCCUCGAGGACGACAUCCUCACAAUCGGACAAUACAUAAUGACCUCCUAUCGGCGGGCCUUACUAGCUACCGCUCUAAAGAAGAAGAUAUGCACACACUUCAUACAGAAUCAUCUUUCCAACUGGACCGUUGUCAUUUCACAAGUACCCACCGACCUUCAUCGUGCCAUACAACUUGGAGGACUGGAAUCUCUAUUCAAUCUGGACGUUUUGCGAGAUAACAAACUGGAACAUUUCUUCCUCGACAGUCUCGCGAGGCUUGAUCCCGAGACCGUCGUCCCCACGUUACCUGUGUUCUUCGCUUUCUAUAUACAGACAACGAGGAGGUUUCGUGGAGUCCUAUUCAGCCAGACCGCAAAUCGGGAUUCAAAUAAGGAGUUUCGUGCUGCCGGAUUUAGAUUUCUUGGAUCAUGCCAAACAAUUCUUAGGCAAUCGAGCUCCCGUCACCUCGUAUGGACUUGCACAGCGUCCCUUCUGGAUGUUGUGGUUCAAGAAAACCUGUGGGUCGGUAGUAAAGACGACAGUAACCCAAUCCUGAGGGAGAUCGUUAAUUUCGCUUUAGCAGAGCUAGUGCUCAGCGAGCAAGACUCCCAACUGGUUGAUCCAAUCAUCAAAAGCUUAUCAGCAGUUACCCGAAUCGAUUAUAUAUUUAUCGGACCUGUAUUGUCGGAUAUUCUCUCAAGAUUAUUGCUGCUACAAAUACCAAGUCCUUCAACACCCUCACUGUUGGAAAUGAUACUCGAGUACCAUAUCAAAACACGAACGAUGGACAGUUAUAUCACGAAUCUUUUUAGAGCGGUCCACUCUAUCCAGCAUUCAACAGACCCCUCACGUUGUCGUGACCUUCACGAUAUCUCUUUAAGUAGUUGUGUCCUCCAUCCUUCCCAUCUCACAAGUCUGUCAAGAAAGGUUCACGACCAUUCAACUCCGAGUCAGACGGUCGAGAUCGCACGUUUCAUUAUUGGCUCUAUCUCAGAGCUUUGGGAUAGCUACAAUUUGUUGGAUAAGGACAAACAUAACAGAGAGUGCCACGAAAAUAAUCGGCAAUUGCACGGCGAUGACUCCGCUAACUUACCGCUGCGUCGUUUCCUGGCGUCCAUCAUUUCCAUCUCGGGUCGUAUAGCAGUCGCUAUCAUAUCUUCGCUCUCAUUGGAUUCUUUACCGAAAUCGUCGAGGGCAGAGUUCAUCUCACUCUUGGAGAACUUCUCAAAAGUUCUAUCCAACGCGUUAUUGAAAUUGAUGACCAGUGCAUUAUCCACAACCCCGGGCGAUCUCGAGGGUGACAACGUUUGGUCAGAUGAGAUUGUGAUUGUGGCUGCACUUCAGAUGCACCACGCAUCGGCGUUACAGAACGGUCUGGUUCAUCACGAUCAUUUCCGUCCUGAGAUUGUUUCAAUUCUCAACUCGAAGGCCUACCACUUACCCGAAUUACGGUUAGAACUUGUUCGGCAAUUUUUGCUUAACUGUUUGACGUCGAAGUCAUCCGAACUUGACGGCGUUUUGGCGUCAGUCCUCGACUUUCCGAGGGAUUCAUUGAUGGCUUUAGAUGAUUUGAGGUUGCUUCACAUGCUGACGCAGAGGUGGCUUCCUAUCCUGGACGCUCGUGCCUCCGAGGAGCACCUCGAAAUAUUUGCGCAUCUCUUCUUGAUGCCCCGAUUCACUGUAGGCUCGGAAGAAAGUACCGCAAUGAGGAUGCUUAUAUCCCAAUGCUUUUCCUCAGCUGAGUUCUGGGAGCUCUCAAACCUGCGAGGUAUUCUGCUCGGAACUAUUGAUCGAAACACAAGUCCCCUGGAUAACGAUAGGGAUGUCUUGCAGGAGGACAUUCAAAGACAACUCAUCUCUGUCUUUGAUGCCACUCUCGUUUUUCCGGUCGACUAUAUCCCCCGAAGUCUAAAACUUGCACUAAUCUAUCGGGCGCACCGCUUAGACAAGCUUUUAUGUUUGCGAAAAGGGUCCCUUGAGCCGGCUGCCAUCCAAUCAGUUUAUACUCUACGCAUGCUUGUCAACCGCCUUAUGACGAACCUUGGGCCCUACGAAUACCCUGACGCGAUUCAGAUGCUUGAAAGCCUGCAGGAAAAUCCAACAGUCUCCAACUCUCAAGAACUACUUUUCGCGACUCUAAAUCUCGGGGAGACGUGCCUAAGAGCCAUACUCAAGAACUCCCGUCAAGAUCCCGCCAAACUCGAUUCUGUCAUACAUUCCUGCUCUCUCAAUCUACUGGAUCCCGUUCACAUAAUUCGUUUGAAAUGCUUUGAGCGUUUCAUAGUGAUUUUACAAAAGGAAUACAAUGUCAAUGACUUCCCCCAAUCUGUCACAUUCGCACUCCAAGGACUUUUCGACCACCUGGCAAGGACACUUGAACCCCGUCUCCAAGUCUUCAGCGUCAACGUGGCUAUUGAUAGCCUAAGCACCCAACUGUUAUCCUUACAAGUGUGGCAUCAUUUCUUAAUUUUGGGUCGAUGGUUGGAUGUCGAAGAUUCAACCAUACCUAUGAUGAGUCCACAAUUAUGGAAGAUUAUCUCUAACCUUCCCCCAUCACUUGGCUCUGUGAACCUGUGGAAGGAUCUUUGCGAAACUGUCUUCGCCCUCGUUACUGAGGAAACGCGAUGGUGCACUAACAAUCGUCACGCGCAUCUGGAGCUAACACUAGCGAUGUAUGUGGAACUUUCUCGAUGGAUAGAACGGUCUUUUACCGUCGGAGAUCGAUCGAAUAUCAUCAGAGUGCUAGAGGACGAUUUGUCGUCUCUUAUCCACGACCUUCCCGGAGAGAUCUUCGAACAUUCACUUAACUUGCUGGUAGCUGCGUUAACUAAGGGGCCAGAGAACGAUUUGCGGUUUAUUUUGAACGUCGCUAUUGUCCUCUUGCAAGAUCCCCCGAGAAGCACACUUCUACCCACACAAUUAUUCACCACGGCCUGCAUUAAUGCCUUCAACGAUCGUGGCUCGUUCCAUCAAGGUACAACCAUCGUUCGUUUGAAUGUUCUUCGUUUUCUAUCUCAGAGAUGCCGUGAUCGUCCCGCCGCUCUUAGGCUUGCAGACUUAGGAGGGAUAUGGUCCCUACUUACGCGGAUCUUAUCAAGGUCGGACAAACAUGACCCAGGGACCAGUAUCGAAAUCUUCACAGCCAUAUGCUCAAUAUGCAAUGCCUUGAUUCGACUUCGCCGCGAUUUGGUGGUCUUCUCUCUCCCCCAUUUAACGGCGGUCCUCCAGCUCCUGGUCAUGACUAUGCGCACCCCGAGACCCAAUCUUGGCGGCAAACAGACUGAAGUGGUCUCCAACACUCUGCCAAUGUGGAUGAAUGUGCGACAACCACCUGGCCCAGAGGAGGCAAAGUCUCUCGCUAGACUACUAGUAUCCCUAUCGACAAAAACGGCAGUCAAAUACUAUGGCUCCUCGACCGAAUAUCAGAAAGCAGAGUCGCUCGCGCAACCUUUUUCCAAGCACGCUGCGUAUGUUUUGAAGGCAUACAUCCAAGCGUCCAAUGACCCUCUUUGUGUUAUUCCCUCCGUAAUUAGGAGGGCUUUAACACCAGGCCUUUAUUCCUUGUGCAACAUGAUGAAUGAGUUCAACAGGGAUGCACUGAUGGCAUCGAUUACCGACGUGGGUGAGAAAGCUAUUCUCAAAGCACUGUGGAAAGAAUAUGAGAAGCAGCGAUAUGUUGGGAAAGGUUGAAGCAUGUUCCGGCCGUGAACAACA
This is a messenger RNA of Marasmius oreades (fairy-ring Marasmius), 4145 nucleotides long. RefSeq lists its product as uncharacterized. The coding region runs from base 342 to 4121 and encodes 1259 amino acids. The transcript is spliced from 14 exons. The record is from RefSeq and is a predicted model, not a curated record. Lineage: Eukaryota; Fungi; Basidiomycota; Agaricomycetes; Agaricales; Marasmiaceae.